CUGUAUUUUCUUUCUUCUACGCGUAUCAUUAAACAAUAAGCUCUCUCUCCAUAGGACUCCGUCCUCUCGCUCUCGUAUUUAUUCUUCAUCAUCUUUUUCAUUCAUAAUAUGAUCUCUCCUCAAGCAUCCAUCCUGUAAAAAAGCAUAUGUGUAGAAAAGUGACAAAACCCCUGUAGAUUUCUGUAAAUCAGAUGGAUAAUUACAAUCCUUCAUCGUCUUACCCGCAUGAUACUGUCUAUGGAUAUCCUCACGGUCCAUCUCCAUACCCAAUUCCCAAUUCUGGCCAAUACCCACCCCCUGCUUAUCCUCCACCUUAUUACAACUAUCCGUAUCCAUCACCACCACCUGGUCCACCCCCUCCAACUUCUCAUUCAGGUGACUUAGAGUAUUGGUACCAUCCACCAUCACAUUCUGGGCCUGUUCCCUAUCCGUAUCAUGCAUACCCUGUUCCCCCACCACAGCCAAGUCUUCAACACCAGGGUAGUUUUGACGGUGCGUCCCCCUAUCAUCAUCAUCAUCAACCCUCAGCCCCUGCACUCUUACCUGCGGUGGAUGUUGUAGGCGUUCCCCCUCCUCGGGCAAGUCUUCAGCACCAGACUAGUGUUGAAUAUGGUUCACCUCAUCAUCGUUACCAUCAUGAACACUCAUCAGCAGAUGUUCCAUCCCGGGUCAAUAGUUUCUCUGACCACCCUUACCAGGAUAGCAAAUCAUCUGUGGGAAUUGAUCACCAUCGCCACGGAAGUAUGUCAUCCUUGGGAAAUGGGUCUACAAUGAGCUAUGAUAAUGCCAAUAAUUCUUCUGCUUAUCCUCCAUUUUACCCGCCAAUACAUGAUCUUUUAAGUAACGUCCAUAUAUCUGACAGUGCCACAUCUGGCCCCGCAUCACCUCCAGCACCAGCAGCUGCUGCUUCAGCGGCAUCAAGUACUCCUCCUCCAUUACAUAGUUUAAGUGCAAAGCACAACACCCAAGGAAGCUUUUAUGGGUAUUCUAAUACGUCAUUCUCUGAUUGGAGUGGAUCUCAUUCAGGACCAAUUGGGCCUGCUGCUUUAUCCCAUUCAAACUCAUUUGAUGAUUCCCCACAUAGUCAGAGUACGCAGAUUGUACCCUUUUCAACUUCUAAAGGGUCUUUAAAAGUUCUGCUUUUACAUGGCAACCUUGAUAUUUGGGUCUACGAAGCCAAGAACCUUCCAAACAUGGACAUGUUUCAUAAAACUUUAGGAGAUGUGUUCAACAUAUUACCGGGGAAUAUGAGCAACCGGAUUGAAGGGUCUGUUAAGCAUAAGAUCACUAGUGACCCGUAUGUCUCAAUUUCGGUGGCAAGUGCUGUGAUUGGGAGGACUUAUGUGGUUAGUAAUAGUGAAAAUCCUGUUUGGAAGCAACGUUUUUAUGUUCCCGUAGCACAUCAUGCUGCUGAGGUGCACUUUCUGGUUAAGGACAGUGAUGUUGUAGGAUCCCAACUUAUGGGUGUUGUGGCAAUUCCCGUGGAACAGAUAUACUCAGGGGAAAUGGUUCAGGGAGUCUAUCCAAUUUUGAAUAGCAACGGGAAGCCCUGCAAAUCUGGAGCUGUUCUAAGUCUCUCAAUUCAGUAUACUCCAAUAGAGAGAUUGAGUAUUUAUCAUCAUGGAGUUGGAGCUGGUCCUGAUUAUUUUGGGAUUCGUGGCACAUAUUUUCCCCUUAGGAGAGGUGGAAAAGUUACUCUUUAUCAAGAUGCUCAUGUACCCGAAGGUUACCUUCCUGGCUUGAAGCUUGAUCAUGGGAUGCAAUAUGUGCAUGGAAAGUGCUGGCAUGACAUAUUUGAUGCAAUACGGCAGGCACGUCGUUUGAUUUAUAUUACUGGUUGGUCGGUUUGGCACCAAGUUAGACUGGUUCGAGAUUCUGGUCAUGCAUCAUCAAAGUUCACUCUGGGGGAUCUUUUAAAGUCAAAAUCACAGGAAGGAGUGAGAGUGCUGCUGCUUGUUUGGGAUGAUCCUACUUCAAGGAGCAUCCUGGGGUACAAAACAGAUGGAAUCAUGCAAACACAUGAUGAAGAAACUCGUCGGUUUUUCAAGCAUUCUUCAGUUCAAGUUCUACUCUGUCCCCGUGUGGCUGGAAAGAGGCACAGCUGGAUCAAGCAGAGGGAAGUUGGAACAAUCUAUACACACCAUCAGAAAUCGGUGAUUGUGGAUGCAGAUGCUGGGGAUAAUAGAAGAAAGAUUAUAGCUUUUAUUGGGGGACUUGAUUUAUGUGAUGGCCGAUAUGAUACUCCGGAGCAUCCUAUUUUUAGGACACUACAAACAAUCCAUGCAGAUGACUACCAUAAUCCUACCUACGUGGGGAGUGUUGCUGGUUGUCCAAGAGAACCAUGGCAUGACUUGCACUGUAAAAUUGACGGUCCAGCAGCAUAUGAUGUUCUGACAAACUUUGAGGAGCGCUGGCUGAAGGCUUCUAAACCUCAUGGCAUUAAAAAGUUAAGGAAUUCUUAUGAUGAUGCUUUACUCAGACUGGAAAGAAUGCCUGAAAUAAUUGGGUUGUCUGAUGCUCCUUGGCUGGAUGAAAAUGAUCCUGAGAGUUGGCAUGUGCAGAUAUUCCGUUCCAUUGAUUCAAAUUCUGUUAGAGGUUUUCCAAAGGAUGGUAAAGAAGCUGUUAGCAAGAAUCUGAUGUGUGGGAAGAAUGUAGUCAUUGAUAUGAGCAUACACACAGCAUAUGUAAAGGCUAUUCGUGCUGCUCAGCACUUCAUCUACAUUGAGAAUCAGUAUUUCAUUGGAUCUUCUUACAAUUGGAGCUCCUACAAAGACUUAGGUGCGAACAAUUUGAUUCCCAUGGAAAUUGCCCUCAAAAUUGCUGAGAAAAUCAGAGCACAUGAGAGGUUUGCAGCUUACAUUGUUAUUCCAAUGUGGCCAGAAGGCAAUCCUACAGGUGCUGCUACACAGAGGAUCUUAUUUUGGCAGCAUAAAACAAUGCAAAUGAUGUAUGCGACUAUUUACAAGGCCUUAGUGGAGGUUGGGCUUGAGAAUGCGUUCACACCACAAGAUUAUUUGAACUUCUUCUGUCUUGGCAACCGUGAAGUUGAGAAUAGUAAGAGUUCAAACACAGAAAUUUCCAGUGCAACAAACACUCCUCAGGCAUUGAGCCAGAAAAGUCGAAGAUUCAUGAUAUAUGUUCAUUCAAAAGGCAUGAUAGUGGAUGAUGAGUAUAUCAUAAUGGGGUCUGCGAACAUCAAUCAACGUUCAAUGGAGGGCACCAGGGACACAGAGAUUGCAAUGGGUGCUUACCAACCUCAACAUACUUGGGCAAAGAAACUAUCUAAUCCACGGGGACAGAUUUAUGGAUACAGAAUGUCAUUGUGGGCCGAGCAUCUUGGAAUUGUUGAGGACUGCUUUACAAAGCCCGAGAGUAUUGAAUGUGUGAGACAGUUUAGAUCAUUUGGUGAGAGGAACUGGGAACAAUUUGCAGCUGAUGAGGUAACAGAGAUGAAAGCACACCUCCUGAAGUAUCCAGUUGAAGUUGAUCGACAGGGCAGGGUGAAGUCCCUCCCUGGAUGUGAAGAUUUCCCAGAUGUCGGUGGGCGCAUAGUUGGGUCGUUUCUUGCCAUUCAGGAGAACCUGACCAUAUAAUCAACGAUUUAGAUCCAAUUUCUGCUCAACACUAAAGGUCCAUAUUCCAUAAAGCUACCAAGGAAAAUAAUGCGUGCAAAGUCAGGAGAGCAGUACGGUUUUGGGUUAUUUUGAAUUUGCAUCAUGCUUGUACAGUCUUGUGAUCAUUUCCCAACUUCGAUACAUAUCAUGUCACUCACUACCUGUGCAAAUUUAUGGGAUAAUGUAUUUAUUUUCACGUGUGUUGGUUUGAAUUUCCAAAUGGACGAGGUAAGCGGCACUGUGGAGGCAUGUAUAAUGUGGAAAUCUGGCUGUCUCCUUUGGCAUCGCAAUCUGGCUGUCUCCUUUGGCAUUGCAAUAUGAUGUGAAUGUUGUUUCUCAA
Messenger RNA from Diospyros lotus (date-plum), 3954 nucleotides. Its product is annotated as phospholipase D beta 2-like. Gene Ontology annotation, cellular component: plasma membrane. The transcript has 11 exons. Gene Ontology annotation, biological process: phospholipid catabolic process. Lineage: Eukaryota; Viridiplantae; Streptophyta; Magnoliopsida; Ericales; Ebenaceae. The record is from RefSeq and is a predicted model, not a curated record. The coding region runs from base 192 to 3593 and encodes 1133 amino acids. Gene Ontology annotation, molecular function: D-type glycerophospholipase activity.